AUGUCGGCUAAUCAACCCCAACAACUCGCUAGAGCGAGUCGUAUUUGGUCGGUUGCAGAGGAUGAAGCUCUUACUGGUUUGUACAUGAAAUUUAGUCAAGAUGCGAUUUCAGGUACAAAUCAAAAAGCAACUGUGCUUUGGCGCAAAGUGUCUGCGGCGUAUGAUAAAGCGCAAGUUGAGAAACCCCACAUUCUACCGCCCAGACCUGUGAGGAGUUUAGAAAGCCAUUGGAGAAGGAUGGCAACAGUUUUGCUGCAAUGGAGCACUUGUUAUGAUGAAGAUGGUAGAGCUACAGGGAGUGGUUACAAUGAAGUUGAUCCAAUUAGCAACGCAUCCAAGUUAUUCUAUAUUUUGGUCAACCCUCCCCAUAAUUUCACUUGUCACCAUGUGUGGGAAAUGAUUAAAAAUGACCCAAAAUUUAGGACUAAACUGAGAUGGGGAUUAUCAAAAGAGGAAACACAAGCUUGUGGUGAUGAUGUCGAAGAUGAUAGCAGUGACAGUGGGAAGAGAUGUAGAACUGAAGUUGCAGGUGAUGGCCCUUCUACCGGAUUGUCAUCUGGAGGUCUACCUCGACCCGAUGGUGUUAAAAAAGCAAAAGCCAAGCGUAAUAAGGGGAAACAGGUGGCUUCUGAAAGUGCAGUUUUAAGCAUUGGUGAGCAAAUGAAGGCAAGUAAUGAAAAUAGAGAAAGAGAGGCUAUUCUACGUCAAAAGAAGUUGGAUCUGGACGAGAAAAGGGAGAUGAGAAAACAAAAGCAGGUUGAAUUACAGGAAAGAAUAUUGAAAUUAAAAAAGGUGAUGUGUAUUGUGGUGGGGUAUAAGAAAUAG
This is a messenger RNA of Chenopodium quinoa (quinoa), 825 nucleotides long. RefSeq names its product glutathione S-transferase T3-like. Bases 1 to 825 code for a protein of 274 amino acids. The transcript has a single exon. NCBI's taxonomy places the organism in Eukaryota, Viridiplantae, Streptophyta, Magnoliopsida, Caryophyllales, Amaranthaceae. The record is from RefSeq and is a predicted model, not a curated record.